CGUGAUAGUUGAUAUGAGUUAACGAGUACGACGUAGGAAUGUACUUGUUUCUUACAUUUUUGUAAAUUUACUUCUAUCGUUAAUCCCAUUUUUUAGUUAAUAGAGCUAGUUAUUUUCAUAGCUCUUAAUGAUAAUCUUUUUUUAAAGUAGUUUCUUAGGUAAUUAUUUACUGACUUGAAUGUAUUAGAUACGGUGCCUUUUUGAAUAACUAUUAAUUCUAAAUUUUGUCAGUAUCGGGCAUACAGGGGUUUUCCAGAUGUGAUAAUCAACAUUUUUUUGGAAUUGAUCAUAAAUAUUGUCUAAUAUAUUUAAGUAUAGAACUGUGAUACUAUUCAAUAUGUAUUGGAAAAAUAAUCCAGCAUCUAAUUGGGAUUCAAUAUUUGAUAGAGAGGAUUUGUGUCUCAAUGAUCUCAUGAGGGAACAAAAUCUGUUAGAAGAACUUAAGGGUCAAAAUAGAAAAUUAAUAGACUUUCUUACCAAACCUGAUGUUGCAUUGGAACUAGUACGUUUAGUUACUCAAGAACCUGAAAAAAGUGUACAACCAGAAACUCGAUUUGUUUUACCAAACUUGGCAUGUGAAAUUUUAACUAGUGAUGUACAGCCAAUGUAUAAUGUACUCUCACAUGAAGAGGAAAUAUGGAAAUGUUUCUUUAAUUUUUUGGAAGAUAAUGAACCUUCUUUAAAUCCUUUAAUGGCUUCAUACUUUAGCCGAACACUUUGCAGUCUAAUACUUAAAACUGGUAGUCAAGAUUGGUAUACAUAUCAGUUUAACUGUUUGAAGACUCUUGAGAAAAUGUCAGAUAAAGGAAACUUUAUAGAUUUACUAUUAAAACACCUUGAUACAUCUGCCAUUAUGGAUCUCAUCAUUAAAAUAUCAACUCUCUUAGAAGGGCCUCCAUUACGGAGUAAUAUUUUUAGUUUAUUUGAAAAAGAACAGCUUAUUUGUAAAUUAGUAGAUACUUUUGAUCCAUUAAGUUCACCCAUUAGGCAGUUAAACGCUGCUGAAAUUAUCUGUUCUAUAGAAAUUUCAUCAGAUAUGCACCCACUUGAACAAAACCCACUUGUUACUACAAUUGAAUCGCCAGAAAUCAUAAACAAAUUGUUGGUUAAAAUGUUUGGCCAUUCUGAAAAGACUGAGAGUACAUUACUAGGAGGCAUAUCGAUUUUACAAACUUUGUUGAUGUCUACAAAAUUUAAAGGUGAUGAUUCUAAAGAAGUUUAUACUAAAAAGCAAACCAUGGCAGAAAUCUUAUGCAUCACAAUUUUACCAUUUUUAGAACAUAUUCACAAUGUGUUACUAUUCCCUCCUAAGAUUGACAGUUUAGAAUGUAUGGAAAAUGAAGUAGAAAAAUUAUUUGGGAAUGUACGCUUACAGAUAGUGAAAUUGAUAUGUUCGUUAUUAAGCAUGCAUCAUCAACAAAUUAAUGAACGUUUUGCUCAAUUGAACACUAUAAAAGUUUUGCUUGAUUGCUUCUUUAGUUAUGAUUUAAAUAAUUUUCUUCAUACACAAGUCGUUCAAUGCUUCCAUGAAAUAAUGUGUUGUAAUCAUUCACUAGCAGAAAAUAGUUCUUUUAUUGCUCAUGUUAUUAAAGAUUGCAAACUCAUUGAAUCUAUAUUAGACCAUGAAAAAUGUAUUCAACCUGGAAAAAAACGGAAAGGUUAUAUUGGUCAUUUAGCUGCAAUCGCCAAAAGUUUACACAAUACAGAAACUUUUUAUUCAGAUCAUUUCAGAGGUAUAAUCGUUAAUACAUUAGACACUGAUAUAGUUGAGAAGUGGGAUUUAUUUACCACUACAACUCUUCAAGAAAAUGAAGAUCGUAUGUCAUCAUGUCUGGGUGGGUUACAUCCUCGAGAUGAAAUAGCUAUAAUGAAUGUUAGAAAAGAAAUUGAUGAAGAUGAAGCUAUAUAUGGGAGACCGGGUAUUGAAUUUAAUAGUAAUGAUAAUCAACUUGGGAUAUCUCGAAUAGAUAUUAAUUUUGAUGAUGAUGAUGAUGAAGGAGAUGAAAAUGAUAAAAAUACAAUGGAGAUUCAAGCAGAAAUGUUCAAUCGUAUGUGUUCAGUUAGAUCAUCUGAAAUGACUAUUGAUGAUAUAGGUUUCAAAGACGCAAUUUUAUCCAGCACUUUUGAUGCUGAUGAUAAUGAAAUGUGGAAGGACGAUGAAGAUGAUUCUGCUAAAACAGAUUUCAAUAUAAAUAUUUUUCAAAAUUCUUUUAAUAAAUCUGAUGAUUUUAUAUCUAAAGAAAAUGACUUAUAUUGGUCACCAGAAACAUCUGAUUGGGAAACUUUCAGAUCUCAGUUAAAUGCAAAACCAUCCAGUGAAUUACAAAUAAGUGAUAAUUCAGACAAUAAUUGUGCCUGUCCGUCAAGUCCCUGGGGAGAAAAUAUUAUUGAGCCUAAACUAGAAACUGGUUGGGCUAAUUUUGACUCUAGUUUUGGUGAACCAAUUGAACUCAAUGGAGAAUCUGGAAUUGAUCAAGAAUUAUUUGCUCAUUUAACGGAUGAUAAUGCCCAAGAUCCUCCUCUUAAUUUCUCUGAGAACAAUAUAUACCCAAUUAAUAGCUUUUCAAUUCAAAAUAAACAUACUAUUCCUGAAGUUGAUACAAAUAUUGGUAACAAAAGGGAGACUACUUAUAGCUUAGUAUCUUCAGAAGAUUUAACUGAGUCAUCUGAAAUAGUUGCUAAUUCUCUUAAUAACAGUAAUGAAUUGUCAAAGGAAUCAGAAACUAUUAAUAGUACAGCAAACACAAAAUCUUUUACUAAGAUACAUAAUGUGGAGCCAAUUGAUAGAUAAAAUAAUAUAUAAGUAUAUUUAUAUUAUAUAUUAUUUAACUUUAAAAUUAUUUAUUAUAAUUUUAUAGUACUAUAUUAUAUUUUAAAAAUAUGUUUUUAUCACCAUAUAAAAAAAUCAAUACAAUUUUAUUCAAUAGUAUUUUUAGUAUUCUCUAUCAUGAAUUAUGGUCGAUAACAUAGAAUACAUACAUUCAUUUUUUAUUUUUAAAUGUCCGUCCGUUUUAAAUGUAAUUCUUAUAUUUUUAUUAUCAAACAUUUAUAAGUGUAGCAUUUAUAUAUUUUAAAUGAAUAAUUUGUUUCUUUUUAUAUACAAAAUGACAAUUUCGUUACCUUUGUUAAUUGCUGUGUGUUAAACUAGUGUAAUUAGUGUAUGAAUUACAGGGAUUGUAAAAGUAAUUGUAUUUUUAGAUUGUUCUGUUAAUAACUUAAUUAACAUUCAGAAAUAUCUCAAGUAGAUGUUUUUACAUUUUUGAUGGAGUUAUUAGUUUAAUAAUGUCCUGUAUAUAAACCCACCUUAAUUUAAACAAUUAAUUUGGUCUCCAAAAUUAUUUUAUGUUAAAGUAUUCAGUUAUAUAUUUAUUUAAGUAUUUUUAUAUGUAGUCGAUCUUGUUAUUGUCAUGGUGCAUGUUUCAAAUUAUUGAAUGAAGUUCAUAUUGUAUGAAUUAAUUGUAUCUUGAAUAUGAUGAUUUUGUUUUCUUUUUGUAAUUUAAUAUUAACUGUUUAUGGAUGUUUGAGAAGAUCGUACAAAAUAUAUUUACUGUGAUAUGGGAAUCCAUGUUUGUGAAAUAUAAGUUAUACUGUAAUUAAAUAA
Molecule: messenger RNA, 3601 nt
Organism: Daktulosphaira vitifoliae (grape phylloxera)
Lineage: Eukaryota; Metazoa; Arthropoda; Insecta; Hemiptera; Phylloxeridae
Gene: fmt
Product: serine/threonine-protein phosphatase 6 regulatory subunit 3-B
Exons: 17
Coding region: 338-2791 (817 amino acids)
Cellular component (GO): cytosol; nucleus
Molecular function (GO): protein phosphatase regulator activity; protein phosphatase binding
Source: RefSeq, a predicted model, not a curated record